Messenger RNA from Aquila chrysaetos chrysaetos, 2054 nucleotides. RefSeq names its product cilia and flagella associated protein 36 (gene CFAP36). The record is from RefSeq and is a predicted model, not a curated record. The coding region runs from base 91 to 1170 and encodes 359 amino acids. NCBI's taxonomy places the organism in Eukaryota, Metazoa, Chordata, Aves, Accipitriformes, Accipitridae. Gene Ontology annotation, cellular component: ciliary base; axoneme. The transcript has 10 exons.
GCCGGUUGCUAUAGCGACGGGCGGGCGCUCCGACCGCCGCCGCGUCCGCGCCGUUCGCCGUCCCUCGUCCCUCCCCCGGCGGCCCCGGCGAUGGCGGCAGAGGAGGAGGAGGGCGACGUGGAGUGGGUGGUGGACACCAUCGCCGGGUUCCUGCGGGGGCCCGCCUGGUCCAUCCCCAUCCUGGAGUUCAUGGAACAGAAGUGCGAGGUUUUUGAUGAUGAAGAGGAAAGCAAGUUGUCUUACACAGAAAUUUAUCAGGAGUACCAAGCUCUGGUUGAAAAAUUAUUAGAAGACUAUCUUAAAGAAGUUGGAAUUAAUGAAGAGAAAUUUCAAGAAGCUUUUUCAUCUCCUCUUGCAAAGACACACACUUCACAGGCCAUUUUGCAAACAGUGUUGGCAGCAGAAGAUUUUCGACUAUUUAAAAAAAUGAUGGUACAGAAAAAUAUUGAAAUGCAAUUGCAAGCUAUUAGGAUCAUUAAAGAAAGGAAUGGUGUGUUGCCCGACUGUUUGACAGAGGGUUCUGAUGUGUUCAGUGAAAUUGAACAAGAAGAAAUGAAAAUACUAAGGGAGGUUCUAAGAAAAUCUAAGGAAGAAUAUGAAAUAGAGCAAGAAAGGAAGAGGACUGAAGAAGCACGUGAUAAACUUAAAUCACCAGAUGUUACCUACAGUUUUCCAGGAGAUUCGAGAGAAGCUGUAAAAGUUAAGGAAUCCACUGAGGGAGCUGAUGAUUCGGAAGAAACUCCAAGAUUUCCAUUAGGGGAAUCUCGGAAAUCUGCGAGGGAAGACUUAAAACCAGUACGCACGUUACAAAAAGGAACAGAAAGCUUACCUCAGCCAUCUUGUACCAAAGGGAAAGAAGACAUUAAGAAAAGGUCAGCUGGAAAAUGUUCAGAAAAUGCAGCGCAAAAAGCUGGGAUGAAAGGACCUAAUUUAUCAGAACUUGAAAAACAGCAGCUGAAGCAACGAGAGGACUACCUGAAGAAAAAACGAGACAUGUUGAUGGCUACAAAGAAGGAGUCAAGAAAUAAUGUACUGUUACCAACGAACACUGACCAGAAAGAAGAGGAAUCAUCUCCUAAAGAGGAAAUGUCAGAAGAGAAGCAAAGGUUACUACAGAAGAGGAAAAUGCUUGCCGAAAAACUAAAAGAAGAAGUUAUUAACAAGCGGUAAUUUUAAGAAGCUCAUUGCAGACCCCAAGAACAUAAGUAUGUUUUUAGAAUAAAUUAUAUCAUCAAUAAUUGAAUGGAUUUGUUUUCCAAUAUUACACUUAGUUUUAUAGAACUUUCAGACAAGCAACUCAGUACUUUAUAAUGUAUUGAAAAUUACACUGAAAUACACUAAAAAACGCUUAUUUUCCAGAAUGCUGGAAACCCCCUGACUUCCACUGGAACACGUUCAGCAGUGAGGCCAUUUAACAUCACUGCAGCAUACAGAUUUGCUAAGCUACUGGCCUCAGCCACUCGAUAUUAUAUAGAACAAAAGCAGAUAGUGAGAUCUGUUAAAAGUAAUUCCUAUAUGAACCAUUCUGAAUGUAUUAGAAAUUUUAACUUUUUUAUUUUUAAAAUUAUAGAACUUUGUUGCUCUUAUUAGAAUAUUAUAAAGAAAUUACUAUUUUUCAGCUGUGCAAUGUAAUAAAGUCUAAAUUCACAUGGAAGUUCACCUAUGACCAUCGUAUUUUUGAGAAAGAUGAUGCAGCUUGGAGUCAAGACAUGUACAUAUUAACUCUGGAUUACAUUGCUUUACAUACUUUUGAGGCAGUUUACCAGUCCUUAGGUUCUGUUUUGCUAUAAAUGCAACUUCAAGUAAAACUAAUUGCUUUAGUUACAAAGUAAAAGCUAGGGAUUUCACCAGCAAUUUCGAUUCAAAGUAGAAAUCUUUAAAAAUCUUGUUUACUGGUGUUCAGCUUUGACAGACUUAAACUGAAGCCAGGAGAGAGGCUAUCCUUUGCACUAUGUCAUUAUACAGCCGACUGCAACAGUAACUCGCAUUAAAAGAAACAACCCACCCAUUCAAGUUUCAAUGUAACUUUUUAUUAAAAUAGCAUUUAUAACUGA